Molecule: messenger RNA, 426 nt
Organism: Huiozyma naganishii CBS 8797
Lineage: Eukaryota; Fungi; Ascomycota; Saccharomycetes; Saccharomycetales; Saccharomycetaceae
Gene: LDO16
Product: Ldo16p
Exons: 1
Coding region: 1-426 (141 amino acids)
Source: RefSeq, a predicted model, not a curated record
AUGGCUUUACUCGGGAUCAUAGUGUACGCGGCCGCGUUUUUUGCUCUCACAAUUGCAUCGUCAUUGUUGAUUAUACCUCUACUCGUCAUGUCAUUUAUCUUUGCUACGUUGGUCAUUGUCUUUGGGUUCAUAUCCAAUGCCACUUUCAAGAUGUGCCAAGCCAUUAUAUUUAGAGUCGAGGGGAUACUGCACGGCAUCUACUUCCACAUGAUUACAAUAAGACGCCAAGAAGAAAUCCAAAUGAAACGGUUUACCUCCGUUGGCCAGAGCACGCGCCUCUACUGUACCACCAUCACUGUCCCCACCGACCCUCACUUCACACGAACUUCUUACCGCAAAAAAAAUAAGAACAAACGAAAUUUGGUUAAAUUACAUAUAUAUAUUCAUUUGCAAACUAUAUACGGGCUUAUUAUCUUUGGCAUUUAA